CAAUAAUAAUAGAAUUAAAUGCUCUGUAAUUUAUGUUUUUCAAUUUCGGCUGGUGGAUCCUAUAAAGCAGAGAUUUCAGUGCUGUUGUCCAUCACACUGCUGAGUUUUACUCUCCUUCUUCAUCUUCUUCAUCUUCUUCAUUUUCACUUUCUCUCUCCAAAAAAAACUCUCCUUCUCUCUCCCCAUGAUCUCUCCGAUUCCCUUCUUCCCUCAAGCAUCUGUUCUUUAAAGCUCCUUUCUUUAGAUUGAUUCUUCUCAUAAAAAAGCAAUCUUCCUUUGAUUUCUCUCUUUUACAUUGUAUAUGAUCUCACCCUCAAAAGAUCAUGGAAGAUAUCUUUAAUCCACUGAUGCCGAUCAAAUUCACUGAACAUAAAUCCGUUUUCAAAAAACCCACCAAAUCAAGAAAACCCACCGACCAGAAUAUCUGGCCGGAGACCAGAGUUGUCAAGAUUUCUUUCACUGAUCCUUACGCCACUGAUUCUUCCUCCGGCGAGGAAGAACACGAUUUGUUCGGUCGGCAAAGGGUGAAAAGGUAUGUCAAUGAAGUAAACAUUGAACCCUUUUCAAAACCAACUCUGAUCAAUCAUACCCGGAAGAAGACCGGAGAUAUUGGCCCCGCUGCCCGGAAAACAGCUAAACCGGCGGUGGCGGUAACUGGAAACGUGAUAAAGAAGUUCCGGGGAGUCAGACAGCGGCCAUGGGGGAAAUGGGCGGCGGAGAUUAGAGAUCCGGCGAGACGUGUACGUCUUUGGCUUGGAACUUAUGAAACUGCUGAAGAGGCGGCGAUUGUUUAUGAUAACGCGGCGAUUAAGUUUCGUGGGGCCGACGCUUUGACAAAUUUCAUCACACCGCCGGCGAAAGUUAAACCGGAGAUUGGUUCAAACUCUGUUUCCGGCGAUGAAUCAGGAACUGAGUCGCAUGUUAUUAACUCACCCACAUCGGUUCUCCGGUUCAUAACAAACUCCGAUGAGAGUCGAUCCAUACCGGAAAUCGAAACUGUUAAACAACCGAUCGUUCCGGUUGAAGAAGUGGAAGUGAAACCGGUUUGUUUUUCCGAUGAACCUGAAACUGGUUUUCUGGCGACUGAUAUACCGUUUAUUGAUGAUUUCUUUAGCUUUGAAUCGCCGGAGCCAUUAUUUUUCGACGACGGUCUGGGUUUUAACGAUGAAAUGGAGAGAAUGCUAAGUGGUCCGAUUUCCGAUCUGGGUUCAUUGCCAAUGGAAGUUGAUGAGUUUUUUCAAGAUUUUGGAAAUGAUUUUUUCGCCAUUGAUCCUCUGGUUUGAUUUUGUUUGUUUUUCUUGUCUUGUCUGUCUUAUGUUGUUUGGCUUGUCGAUUUUUUCGACAAAUUUUGAAGCGUCAAACGACUGAGAAAUUAGUAUUUUUUUUUUUUUUUAAUGCUGAAAUGAGAUUAUAAAUGAAGAAGAAGAUGA
Messenger RNA from Impatiens glandulifera, 1430 nucleotides. RefSeq names its product ethylene-responsive transcription factor CRF4-like. The transcript has a single exon. Lineage: Eukaryota; Viridiplantae; Streptophyta; Magnoliopsida; Ericales; Balsaminaceae. The record is from RefSeq and is a predicted model, not a curated record. Gene Ontology annotation, molecular function: DNA-binding transcription factor activity; DNA binding. The coding region runs from base 324 to 1283 and encodes 319 amino acids. Gene Ontology annotation, biological process: regulation of DNA-templated transcription.